Hevea brasiliensis (rubber tree) is the source of this 2895-nucleotide messenger RNA. RefSeq names its product BAG family molecular chaperone regulator 8, chloroplastic. NCBI's taxonomy places the organism in Eukaryota, Viridiplantae, Streptophyta, Magnoliopsida, Malpighiales, Euphorbiaceae. Gene Ontology annotation, biological process: protein folding. Bases 74 to 1303 code for a protein of 409 amino acids. Gene Ontology annotation, cellular component: plasmodesma. Gene Ontology annotation, molecular function: protein-folding chaperone binding. The transcript is spliced from 4 exons. The record is from RefSeq and is a predicted model, not a curated record.
UGUGCGUGCACCUAAUCAUUUCUCAACCUUCACUCCCUCUUUUCUCCGCUUCUACAUUCUUCACUAGCAAACAAUGGCUUCUCACCAUCCUAGCAUCCCUCACCAACAUCACUGCCAAAACCCUUCCUUCAUCACCGCCACUUCCAACCCCCCAACUACAACUUGCUGUUGCAGCUGCCAUUGCAACCAUUGCUGCAUCCAACCUGAUCACCCUUCUGCACCACCACCACUACAGCAAUUAUCAAUUGAUUCACUUCUCCAAGCUCUUGGAUCUCUCCUUCGGCAGCUACCGUAUGUUUAUCCUUCCAGCCAUAAUAAACCUUGCGCCCAGAAAAAUCAUCUCCAAAACCUACAAGUUCAGCCACAAAAUCUUCAUUUUCAACAGCUGGCUGAUGACCAACAAACUCAGUCUGUUCUCUCUUCUCUUCUUCAACGAAUCAACACUCUGGAAUCCUCUCUUCACCGUUUUUCUACUUCUUCUGCUUUGAAUUAUCAUAGCCAUCCAUCGUAUUCUCUUAGAGAGGCAGCCGCUCGCGUUAUUCAAACCCAUUUCCGUGCCUUUCUUGUUUUUAGAUCAAGAACCCUAAGUCAGCUCCAGGACAUUGCUUUUGUUAAAUCCAGCUUCCACUCUCUCAAAUCCUCUAUCUCGAGUAAAACCCAUCUCAAUUGUGAUGUUAUUUCCCACAAAGCCAUGGACUUGCUGCUCAAACUUGACUCUAUUCAGGUAUAUCAUUCAAAGGGCGGUGAUCCUACGAUCAGAGAGGGAAAAAGGUCAAUUAGUAGAGACAUAGUGAGAUUUUUGGAGUUCAUUGAUGGGCUUGCAGCUAAAAGGCAUGGAUAUUCAUAUGAACCUGCAAAAAAAGUGAGUUUUGUUAGGAACAGCUACAAAUCUAGGGCUUCGAAUGCCAGUAUUGGAUAUGGAGAUUUAAGUGGAUAUCAGAAGGACAUAGUGGAGAAAUUGAGUGACAGAGUUGAGAAGAUUCGUGGAUUUUCUAGAGUUUGUGAUAAUGAUGAAGAAGAUGUGGAGCUUGAAGGUUUUCAGCAAUUCAUCAAUGACGAGGAAGAUGACUUUGUAAACCCUAAGUUUUGCCCUGAUGGAAAGCAUGGCGGUUCCAAAAUUAGAAAUGUGGCUUUGAUAAAAAACAAUGUUGGUAAACCUAGAGUGAAGAAAACUGUCAGCUUUGCUGAGAAUGGAAAUGUGUAUAGGGUUUUCAGCGACAACCAUGAGUCAGCUUUAAGUAGAGAUGGUAGCUUCGCUGAGUGGAGUGAUUCCAGUGAUGGUCAUGGAGAGACUAUGGAUUGAAAUGAAAUUGAAGAGAGAAAGGGGAUCUCUAAAAGUACGGAGAAUGGCUUUGUUGAGGAUGAGAAUGCGACAUCUACACAGAGCAGUGAUGGGGAGAGGAAUCCUACAAGGAAUGUAAGAGGGGGCGGUGAGUUUGAAAUUCAUGGGUUCUGCCAGUAUCAAGAUGGGGGCUUAGUUUUCUCUGCCCCAUCGCCCCUGAAGAUGGAAUCAAGAGCUGAUUUGAUGAAGAGAAAGGCUGUGAAAAUAGUUACUUAAAGGACCAUUUCUUGGGUUUGCGUUCUCAAAAUCUUGCAAAAUUUGUGGAUUUUUAGAAUCAUGCCACAUUGUUUUCCAUUUGUCAAUUGGAAUUACUUUUCUUAGCUUGGCUGCCAGGACUUGAGACGCAGUUGAAAUAAGCUAAGCGAAUACUUUAGAUUAUCUUAUCCAAUGACCGCACAAGCGUUGCAAGAAACUGGUCACCGGACAAGUCAAAGAUACGCCAAUGGUGCCCCUAGUCACUCUUCGCAGCUUGCAGGAUGUGUGCUUCAUUUAUUGGAAUAAGUUUUAAGACCUAAAAAAAGGUGAUGUCUGGACAAAUAUGUCACCUUCAUGAAGGUUGACGGUUAUACAACACUAAUGAGAAAGGCAUCCAUGUCAUUCAACUUACAUUUAUUUCCAUUGCCAUAAACUAAUUACCUUUCUUCUUUGAGAAUGUGAAAUUCUAAUUCUAUUAUAAAUCUGUCUGCCUAUUGUAGUUACUUCAAGGUUUGACUGGCUGGCAUCAAGCGACUAACACCUACUUCUAUUUCUUACAGUUGUGCAAACUAUGGAAAGGAUCGCCCGGGCUUGUGGAAAUUUCUUAUUUCUGCUGUGGUCCUAAAUACCAGUGUAGCCGUUGCAAAUUUCAUUUGCGAAAAUCUUGUGCUGAUCUUCCACGUGAAAUUCAACACUUCUUUCUCUGGUGCCCACUGACCCUCUAAUAUGAAUUCACAUUGAAUGUUAAACGUGCAUCACUUCCCAACAUAUUGGCAUCUGAACGUCAGGAGCGGAUUGAACAUUUUAACCACGAACAUCCAUUAUUGCCUUGUGAAAUUAAGCAUGGUGAUGACGUUUGCUGGCGCUGCAAAGCAUUUUCCAUCUCACCUAUGGUUGUAAGAGAUGCAACUUUUUUUUUUCACACAAAUCAUGUGCUGAAUUACCUCAAAAAAAUCCAGUAGCACCCCUUUCAUCCGCGCCAAGGUUCACCCACCUCAACCUGUCGCUUGCAAUGCAUGCAAUCACAAAAUUGCUUUCUUUGCAUAUCACUGUGAUAAGUGCCCAUUUUUCCUUGAUAUAAAUGACAUUUUUCUGUCACCCUCCAUUCAGUAUGAGGGCCACCUACACCUUGUUACUCUAUUUCAAAUCUGUUAUUGUUCUUGUAACUUCUGUGGUAAGAGAUGCAAGCAAUGCUUCCAGCAAUGUGUGAUGUGCAAUUUUGAUCUCUAUCUGAUCUCUAUUGCCAUCCAUCAUUUCCACAAAAAGUAAAUUAAGCAUAAAUGCCACAUAGAUCCUUUAGCAUUUGUAGAUUAUCUUUUUCACAAAGAAAUGAAUUUAACUAUGAUUCAUGGAAGAAA